Molecule: messenger RNA, 1272 nt
Organism: Penicillium cataractarum
Lineage: Eukaryota; Fungi; Ascomycota; Eurotiomycetes; Eurotiales; Aspergillaceae
Product: putative oxysterol binding protein (Orp8)
Exons: 6
Coding region: 1-1272 (423 amino acids)
Biological process (GO): endocytosis; exocytosis; maintenance of cell polarity
Cellular component (GO): membrane; intracellular membrane-bounded organelle; cytosol
Molecular function (GO): sterol binding
Source: RefSeq, a predicted model, not a curated record
AUGUCAGCCACCGCCGUGCCUGAGAAGACUCCCGAUGACUCCUCCAAGCUGAAGACUUUCCUCUCGAUCCUGCGAAAGUUCGUGGGUGUGACAGAUAUCGCAUCGGUUCGCUUCUCGUUGCCGGCUCAACUGUUGGAACCUCGCCCGAAUCUGGAAUACUGGAACUACUUGGAUCGACCCGAGACCUUUGCCAGCAUUGGUAAAUCCGACGAUGAACUGGGACGGAUGCUGGAGGUGUUGAGGUUCUGGUUCACCAAGGACCUGAAAUACAUCAAGGGAAAACCAUGCAAGCCUUAUAAUUCGACUUUGGGCGAGUUCUUCCGGUGCAGCUGGGAGGUGCAAGACUUCGUCCCCGAAGAGGCCAAUCUCCCCGGAGUCGACGCCGUUGCCAACGGUACUACCGUCCACGAUGGCGAUGAGAAAGUCAAGGUCUGCUAUCUCACCGAGCAGACCUCCCACCACCCGCCAGUCUCGGCCUUUUACAUUGACUGCCCGGAGCGUGGAGUGUCUGCGCGCGGGUUCGACCAGAUCAGCGCCAAAUUCACCGGUACAAGCAUUCGUGUUAGCCCCGGUCAGCACAACCUGGGUAUCUUUGUCAACAUCGAGAAACGGGACAACGAGGAGUAUCAGUUGACCCACCCCCACGCUCAUCUUGGAGGACUGCUGCGCGGUGCUCUGGCCAUUACCGUUUCAGACGCCUGCUUCAUGACAUGCCCCAAGACCCGUAUCAAGGCGAUUUUGCAGUAUGUGGAGGAAGGAUGGAUCGGCCGGUCUCAACACAAGCUCGAAGGCGUGGUUUUCCGCUACGACCCCGACAACGACACCAUCACAAGGCUGAGAGAUGUAGCCGAAAGCGACGUUCUUGCCCGAAUCAGCGGGUCCUGGCACGGCAAGAUUUACUACACUCCUACGGGGUCCAAGGAGCCUCGUCUCCUCAUCGACAUCACGCCUCUGCACCCGGUAGACAAGAUUCUCCCUCCCGCCGAGCAGCAAUUGUCAAACGAGUCUCUCAAGUUCUGGGGACACGUCACGGACGCCAUCCUGGACAAGCAAUUCACGGAAGCCACGCGGGUCAAGCAGGAGAUCGAGGAGCGCCAGCGCCAGAAAGCCGCCGAUCGCAAAGAGAAAGACGAGGAAUGGAAGCCUCGCUUCUUCACCGGCGCCGUGACGCCUCUAGGCAAGCCCGAGCUAACCGAGGAAGGCCAGAAGGCUCUGGAAGGCGUGCGGAGUGGUAAUUACGUGCUGGAGGAGAGUACAGUGCAGGGUGCAUAG